AUGACUUCCAUCGAGAUAUCUCCAAUCCACUCCGAACGCAUAUUUCCAAACACCACACCGACAGAACAUGCGGUUCCACUAUCCUUAUUAGACGCAACGACAGCGAACUUUGCUUAUACAUGUCCGAUCUGGCUUUUCGAGCGACCCGAUAAAAUUGGCGAUGAAUUCGAUUUAGUGGACCACUUUCGCCAGUCCCUCCGAAUCACACUCGACGCUUACCCCCACUGGGCUGGACAAUUAAAGAGCAUAUCUUCUUUAGAUGCUGCCAAACUCAACCCGGAAGAACUUCGCUUUCCUCCUCAUGCACGUCGCUUUGGUCGGAUCUACUCGCAUUAUGGAACUUCGGAAGAUCCUGGAGUUGAGUUUGUGACAGCGUCUACCAACGCUACCCUCGAGACGCUUUCUCCGGCAUCACGAACAACAGAGUACCCCCUUUUUGAUCGCGGAAAGAUAUCGCUCACGGACCUUGUUCCUUCUCUACGCCUAGCCAAUUACUUGGGAGCUAAUACCGUAAACGAGGCUGGCUUUUUACCACCCGUGAUGGCGGUUCAAUUAACGAAAUUGGCGUGUGGAGGUUAUGCAUUGGGAAUGAAGACUCUCCAUCCAUUAGCAGAUAUCCAAUCUGUCAUGCAUUUUGUCCAAGAUUGGACAAAGAUCAGUCGAUGGAUUCUCUCAGGAUCACCGGUCCCUAAACCACAAUUGACUCCUCUGUUUGACCCGAGACGCCUGGACUCAAUGGCCGCAGGGGAUAUCAAUGGUGAACAGCCGGAUCAAACUAUCAUCGACCAGGCCCUAAGUCUUCUUAUGCACCGGUAUGACUGGUGGGCCACGCUAGCUCUGUGUCCAUGGCCUCAGGAAAUCCCCGAGCCAUUUCGAAACCAGGAGCACACGCCUAUCGGCCCGGCUAUGCCCUGGUCAGAAUGGGAUUUUGAUGCCCCCGUGUCCCACUACCUGGUCCAUUUGAAUCGCAGCCAGGUGGAUAAAAUUUAUGAAAAUACCAUCCAGGGAAUUAGUGAUGAUCCCGGUGACAAUCGGAUCAGUCGUCACGAUGCCAUUUUGGCUCAUAUUUGGUCAUGUAUCACUCGAGCUCGUCAACUAGGAGAGGAUGCCGGCCUGGUACAUUGCGAUCUCGCCUAUGGAACACGUCCUGCCCUUGGUCUCGGAGAUAACUUUAUCGGUUCCCCGACUUUGAUGAUGAACAUCGAGAUGACAGGCGUUGAGCUGGCUUCACCGGAUAUCCCGGAGGAUGAGCGAAGACUCUCGAUCGCACGGUGCAUCCGCAAGACUGUCAACCAGAUCGGUGAUAAGGCAGCCCUUAGCUCUCAUCUUCAUAGUGUGGCAUAUGAGAAAACGCCGCAACGGAUAUGGCAGGGAUUUCUCGGUCGGCGCCAUCUUAUUGUGACGACCUGGGCUCGGGCUGGUCUCUAUGAGAUUGAUUUUGGGCUGAACUCGUCUCUUGGUAUUCGUUAUGCCGAGGGAGUAUUGCCGACGCUGGAUGGAGACGUGUUAAUCAAGGAUGCACCAUCACCGAAGGAUCGAGAUGGAUUAUCUGGUGCGAAGAACUGGACGGAUCAUGGAGUCGAUGUCUCGCUUUAUCUUCGGACGGAGGAUAUGGAACGGCUUAUUCGGGACCCCGUGUUUCUGCCAUGA
This is a messenger RNA of Penicillium cataractarum, 1650 nucleotides long. Its product is annotated as transferase family protein. The transcript has a single exon. NCBI's taxonomy places the organism in Eukaryota, Fungi, Ascomycota, Eurotiomycetes, Eurotiales, Aspergillaceae. The record is from RefSeq and is a predicted model, not a curated record. Gene Ontology annotation, molecular function: acyltransferase activity, transferring groups other than amino-acyl groups. The coding region runs from base 1 to 1650 and encodes 549 amino acids.